This is a messenger RNA of Sinocyclocheilus anshuiensis, 2311 nucleotides long. RefSeq names its product alpha-soluble NSF attachment protein-like. NCBI's taxonomy places the organism in Eukaryota, Metazoa, Chordata, Actinopteri, Cypriniformes, Cyprinidae. Gene Ontology annotation, biological process: regulation of synaptic vesicle priming; synaptic transmission, glutamatergic; SNARE complex disassembly. The record is from RefSeq and is a predicted model, not a curated record. Gene Ontology annotation, cellular component: vacuolar membrane; terminal bouton; synaptobrevin 2-SNAP-25-syntaxin-1a complex. The transcript has 11 exons. Gene Ontology annotation, molecular function: syntaxin binding; soluble NSF attachment protein activity. Bases 107 to 994 code for a protein of 295 amino acids.
AUUUCCGCAUGAUGUGUCAAAACAAAUAACUUCAUUUCAGGCGAUGUGAAUGGGAUAUUGCUUGGAUAUCGUUCACUGCAGUCUGGCUCACAUUUAAUCUGCCAAAAUGGAUUAUUCUGGAAAAGAAAAGGAAGCUAUGGCCAUCAUGGCUGAGGCAGACAAGAAAAUGAAAACGUCGCAUUCGUUAUUCGGGUCGUUUUUUGGGAGUUCCUCCAAAGUCGAGGAGGCCUGUGACUUGUACGUGAGAGCUGCCAACAUGUUCAAGAUGGCCAAGAACUGGAGUGCUGCAGGAGAUGCCUUCUGCAAAGCUGCACGACUGCAUUUGCAGGUGGAAAGCAAGCACAACGCAGCCGUAAACUUUCUUGAUGCUGGCAAUGCGUUCAAAAAGGCUGAUCCUCAAGAGGCUAUAAGCUGUUUCUGUCAGGUCAUUGACAUCUACACAGGCAUGGGACGUUUCAACAUUGCAGCAAAACACCACAUAUCUAUUGCUGAAAUCUAUGAAUCUGAGUUACUGGACAUAGAUAAAGCCAUUGCUCAUUAUGAACAUGCUGCAGAUUAUUACAAGGGAGAGGAGUCCACCAGUGCAACCAACAAGUGUCUUCUCAAAGUGGCAACAUAUGCGGCUCAGAUGGAGCAGUACCAGAAAGCCACUGAAAUAUUUGAGCAGAUUGGGACUUACUCCAUGGACACUACCUUGUUGAAGUAUGGUGCUAAGGACCAUUUCUUCAAAGCAGCACUGUGUCACUUCUGUGUGGAUAUGCUCAACUGCAAGCUGGCUGUACAGAAGUAUGAAGAAAUGUAUCCAGCCUUCUCAGAUGCUAGAGAGUGCAAACUUCUUAAGAAACUUCUUGAUGCACAUGAAGAGCAGAAUAUUGAUGCGUAUGCUGAUGCAGUAAGGGAAUUUGACUCCAUCACCAGGCUUGAUCAGUGGCAGACCACCAUGUUACUAAGAAUCAAGAAGACCAUUCAGGACGAGGAGAAUGACCUUCGCUAAAGUGAAGUCAUGAUUCCAAGCUCAUUCCCCAUUCUCAUGUUCUUCGUCUCACUUCACAGUGAUUCCUUUCUUACCGUGUUUAUUAUUAAUUCAUAUAUGUGAAAAUGAAGGUCACAUGCACAUUAUACACAUUAUUGUCUUAAGAAGUUUUCUCCCAAGUCCUACUGUCUUCAAAGGAAUUUAACCUUUAUCCCAAAGAACACUGUGAAGUCUUCUAGAAUGACACUCGGUAGAAUUUAUUUUACAAGCUUUGACCACAACAUUCCUUUGUUGUAAAUGUAACUCCUCGUAAAUCUGAUUAUUUGAUGUGUUACCAUUUGCGUUCGUGCUUGUGCAGCUUCAGUAGUUGUUUUAUUUAUUAUUCUUUUAUUAAUGGUUGUAAAUUAUCUUUUGAUUUUCAUUUGUUACUGACCAAGUCACAAGGCUUGUAUGUGUCAAUAUUUAUUAGUAGUAUUUAUUAGUAAUGAUAAUUCUAGAUUUAUGCAAAAUUCUAUAACUGUGAUGAUCAGCUAGAAUCAGCUGAUACAGUACUAAUUGCCAUCGUGUUUUCCUUAAUGGAGGAAAUAAUCAAGAACUAAAUUACUUCAGUUAGAUCUUAUAUGAAAUUGGCUUAUUUAAAAACGGAUAAUAAAUUUAGCCUAAAUUAUUUAGAUUUUUGUACCAACACAUACAUGUGUUGAUGGUAAUGUAUUUUGCAGGACUCUAGGAUGUGAGGAUGUAUCAGACCUCUUUCCACUCUGUCUGAAGGUGGCCUGGUUAACUGCAAUUUGUUUAUCAUAAAUAGAAAAUGAAAUGGGCUGUACUUGAGGAACCAGCUUGAAAUGAAACUGGUUUUAGUUUUUCUUAAGUUCAUAUGAAGCUUAAUAUAUUGAUGUAUUACACUACUCAUAAAACAUGCUCAUAAUUAAAAGUCAAACGGUUUGUUAGUUAAAAGGAACUUGAAUGAAUAGGCUUCUUAUUUAUUAAGUAAUUAAUUUUUGCAAUUCAGUGCUUUACGUGUUGACAAUUUCAUCUACAUAUGUUCAGAUGAUUCAGAUUAUGACUAGUCAUGAACCAAUACAGGAACUUCAGCAUGGAAAAAAGCAUGGCAGAAUAGGCUUAAUGUAACAAAAAAUGAAGUGUAACACAUGGUAUAAUGUGAGGCAAGCAGUGGAAGCAUGCAUUAAUUCAUCAAAGCUGUUAUGUUAAACUGAUUUAAAAAGCUAAUAAAUUAUUUGAUUCCCUCAAUUUUUGUUAUUAAUAUUUCAUCGACGUAGACAUACAUACAUACAAAGACAGUCUUUAAAUCGAAAUGGUUUCUUUAAGGAACUGCACUUA